This is a messenger RNA of Porites lobata, 411 nucleotides long. The record is from the annotation of a GenBank genome assembly. Lineage: Eukaryota; Metazoa; Cnidaria; Anthozoa; Scleractinia; Poritidae.
AUGGAACCAAGAUCGAGAGAAACUACUCCUACAAAAGAGGAUUUGGAUUUUAUAGUUGAUGAUGGAUAUCAACACGACGAGGACCCAGAUUAUGUUCCUCCUGAAAAAUUUAUUCUUACAGGAGACAAGUUUAAAAUGUUAACACGAAGAGCUAAAAAACUUGGUGCAGAAUCACUUGAUUACUCAACCAGAAAAAAUAAUAAAUAUAUGGCUACACUUCCAGGUGGAAAGAAAGUACAUUUUGGUUCUCCAAAGUAUCCGGACUACUUAAUACACAAGGAUAAAGAGAGAAGAGACAAAUAUUUAGCUAGAGCUACAAAGAUAAAAAAUAAGCAAGGCGAGUUAACUUAUAAUAAACCAGAAUCGCCAAAUUUCUGGAGUACCCAUCUUCUUUGGCCAAAAAAAAAUUGA